This is a messenger RNA of Poecilia latipinna (sailfin molly), 1507 nucleotides long. RefSeq names its product adhesion G protein-coupled receptor G3-like. Lineage: Eukaryota; Metazoa; Chordata; Actinopteri; Cyprinodontiformes; Poeciliidae. The transcript is spliced from 9 exons. Gene Ontology annotation, molecular function: G protein-coupled receptor activity. Gene Ontology annotation, biological process: adenylate cyclase-activating G protein-coupled receptor signaling pathway; cell surface receptor signaling pathway. The record is from RefSeq and is a predicted model, not a curated record. The annotation marks the transcript as partial. Gene Ontology annotation, cellular component: plasma membrane.
UUUAAGGCUGACGUGAGUCCCACAUCCAAUCACGAGGUUCGAAUCCCAUCAUCAGCUCUUCAGAGAAUCAGAACACAGUCAGAGGAAACCAUCCAGGUGGUUUCCUCGGUGAUCAACAGCACAUUCUUUCAGCGAACUCCUCGGACAAGAGGAAGAAGCAUAAUUCCCCAGCCAACUGUCAGAGUAAAGGAAACUGUUUUAGGAGAACUGGUUCUGUUUGUGAAAGUUGGAAGCCAGCCAGUCAGCGAUCUCACUGAGCCGGUCCAGUUAAUCUUCUACCACAAGGAGAAGGAGAUCAGUGGAAAAUGUGUGUUUUGGAAGGAGGAUGAAACAGAGUGGAGCACUGAAGGCUGUUAUACCAAAAAAUCAGAAGAUAAAUUUAUCUGCAGCUGCAACCAUCUGAGCUUUUUUGCUGUGCUUGUGAAUCCAGAAGUGAAGGUGGAUGAGGAUCAUGCUGAGGCUCUCAGCUACAUCACCUACAUUGGAUCAGCGCUCUCUGUCUUCUUUGCUUUCAUCAGCCUUUUCAUCUACGUUGGUCUGCAUCGACGACGUUCGGAGAAGGCCCUCAACAUCCACAUGCAGCUAACGGGGGCGUUGUUGUGCCUCCACCUCGGCUUCCUGAGCAGCAGUUUCUGGAUCCUUCUGCUAGAUGAGAACAAGUACAGCUGGGUUUGUGGAGGUCUGGGUCUCUUCCUGCACUGGUCUCUGCUGGCCACCAUCACCUGGCUGGCCCUGGAAGGAUUCCACCUUUACCUUCUCCUCAUCCGAGUCUUUAACAUCUACGUCAGACGAUACCUGCUCAAACUCUGCCUGGUGGGAUGGGGCUUUCCUACCCUUGUUGUGGUAAUUUGUGGGCCUUUAGGUGUCUAUGGCAGAUACACUCUGGAAACGAGGGAUUCCAACAACCAAACAUCAGAAAUAUGCUGGAUGAACAGUGGCAACCCACAGACAAAGUUGGUCAUGUACAUCACUGUGGCUUUUCUUUGCCUGGUGGUGCUGUAUAAUUCCUGCAUGCUGUUGCUGGUGGUGUUUAAAAUGCGGGAGUUACGACGUGGCAGAGGAGACCGUGAGUCCAGCGACUGGAAGAAGAUGAGCAAGGAGAACGAGUCCAGGUUAUGGAAGGACGGUGCCACAGUUCUCGGCCUCAGCUGUGUACUGGGGUUACCAUGGGGACUAGCCAGCUUCACCUAUGUUACUUUAGCUGGAAUCUACUUGUUCACCAUCUUUAACUCUCUACAAGGUCUAUUUAUGUUCCUGUGGUCAGUGGCUUUAUCAAGCAAGUCUCGAUCAGAAAACAACUCUUCAGUCCGAGAUCCUUCCACCCAGAAAAUGAUGACAACCAGCUUCAAUAACUGAAUCACAGAUUUUUGCUGCAUAAACAAACGGCAAACAUGUCUGUAAAUUACUUAACAUGUUCCUAUAUAAGGUGUUGACCAACUAUUAGAUCUCUUUUAUAUGCCUUAUAAUUAUCUAAACAAUGACUAUUUUUGCUAAUGUUAGACUUUUC